GAAGGGGGGGGCCUUAAAGAGACAGCCCUAGGGCAGCCGCGGAGUGCGCUGCGCGGCAGAUGGCGGCACUGGGCGGCUGCGUGCUGUACUUCGCCUACGGCAGCAACCUACUGCGGGAGCGCAUCCUGCUGCGGAACCCCUCGGCGGCCUUCGCGGCGGUGGCCCGCUUGCAGGAUUUUAAACUCGUUUUUGGCAGUCCUCAAGGCAGACCAAGUUCUAACUGGCAUGGAAGUACAGCUACCAUUGUUCAAAGCCCUGGAGACGAAGUUUGGGGAGUAGUAUGGAAAAUGAGCACUAGCAAUUUAAUUUCUCUGGAUAAGCAAGAGGGAGUUGAAGAGGGUCUGUAUGCUCCAAUAGAGGUUGACGUUAGCACUCAAGAAGGAAAACUACUGACCUGUCGAAGUUACCAGAUGAAAGACUUUGUCUAUGAUCUCCCAUCACCACAGUAUAAAAAGGUCAUCUGCAUGGGUGCAAAACAGAAUGGAUUACCACCUGACUAUCAGAAGAAAUUAGAACUAAUAGAGACCAAUGGCUAUACAGGACCAAUGUCAAUCUUUGAAGAAAUUGAGGCUGCUGUUAAAAAAGGGAAACAAUAACUUAAUAAAAUCAUAGAAAAGUAGGGCCAGAAGGGACCUCCAGAGGUCAUCUAGUCCACCCCCCUGCCUGAGGCAGGAUCAUCCUUAUCCAAACCCAUUGUCUAACCCAGGUGUACUCCUAGAGUAAUUCCAGAUCCACAUUGCCUGAUUGUUCAUUUUGAUUUAAGCAUGAAUUUUCUCAAUAGGCUGAUUAGCAACUUCCUUUUGUGAUAAAGAAUGGGGCAGGCCUGGUGUACUUCUAUAGGAAGGGACUGGAUUCAGCAAGUUUAAAGCCCUGGCCUUGCAAAGGUAUGUGUGUAAGUUGGGCUUGACUUCAUGCACCAUAUAGAAAGCUAUAUGUAAAUCUUUAUGGAAUCUGGACCUAAUUCUCUGUAAUCCCCUUAUCAUACUGUUGGUAAAGUUCAUGUUGUCACAUCUUCCUGUUACCGAUCAUCAUAAAAAAGAAAGCCAGUUGGGCAGCUUCCCGUUAGGAAUAUUAAGGCUGCAGAAUUGAGCCGCUUGGUUUUUAAGUGUUGUACAUUCAGUUCUCCAGUCUGUUUUAAAAGUCCAUGGGGGUGCCAAGUGAGAAAUUAUACUUUGGCUUUUUACUUAACUAACUUCUGUGGAACAAGACCUCUUCUGGCUGGAAGGUAUUAAUGUGAUUAUUAAAAAUCAAUCAUUUAGCUUCUGUUUGGUCAUUAGCUGCUAAAUCACUUCCUGUGAAUUGGUGUAAUAAAUUACUGAGUAUUGGUACUAACUUGUGUGAGAGACAUAUGCCUUUGUCAGUCCACUCUAAUUAAACUCCUACCAGUACUGUUUAAAAAAUUCCUACCAGCUUCAGCUUAAAAAAAAAAAGGGAAAAUUUUAAAAGUCAAUAGAUAUACUUCAUAGGAGGUAUUUCUAAAAUGCUAAUUCUACAGGUCACCCUCUGCUAUUGAAGAAACUACCAGCUAAGGAUAGCAUUUCAUCUGUAAUCGUCUUUAGUGGUAAUUACUAGGGAUUGGUGAAUAAGGCCAGAUAAAAUAAGUGGCUGCAAUUGAGUUGUUGUUUUUGUUUUUUAAAUUCCGAAGAGUUGGUUAGCUAUUUUUAUCCCGUUGGAUCAUUGCAUGUCUCUCUACUUUCUGUAGAGGUCAGAAGGAUAUGCACAAGCUCUAUUCCAGUGGUUAUUGAAAUCAAUGGCAGUCUUUUCAUUCAUCACAAUGAUUUGAAUUGGACCCAAAAGAGAAAUGCUGUGAGUCUCUCUACAAUGCUCACAACCUCAUAUGAAUUGGGAAGUGUUGUAAACUUCGCAGGAGUCUGACCUUUUGAUAAAUGAUUACUGAUGGGGAACUGAACAAUGUGAGGAAACACAAAACAACUGAAUUUUAAUUUUUUUUCUUUCUAUAUGGAAGAUCGUUUAAAUAUUUUUUCCUUGAUACACAGGAGAUAAGAGUUACAUCCAGAGUUAAUGGGACUAUGUAUUAUGAAAUGUCAAACUUGCACAUGAACUGAUUUAUCUUGUCUUUAUUGCACAAACUUUUUAUAAGUGUGUGCCAGAACAGUUCAUUUCAUUUCUAGGUGUCAUGUGAACGAUGUUCAUGGAAGCUGAGAUCUCAGAUUUUCAUUACGCCCCAUUAUAUGCAUACUGUAUACUGUACUGUAUACUGCAUAUAUGAAACCUAUGUAAUAGCAACUAAAAAUUGGGGGGUAAAUAAAGUAACAACUGCCAGA
Alligator mississippiensis (American alligator) is the source of this 2285-nucleotide messenger RNA. RefSeq names its product gamma-glutamylcyclotransferase (gene GGCT). The transcript is spliced from 4 exons. Bases 60 to 596 code for a protein of 178 amino acids. Gene Ontology annotation, molecular function: gamma-glutamylcyclotransferase activity. The record is from RefSeq and is a predicted model, not a curated record. Lineage: Eukaryota; Metazoa; Chordata; Crocodylia; Alligatoridae.